CACAUACCUCUCCCUCUCUCUCUCCUUUGCAUAUCCUUUUUAUUUUCAUUCUUCGUCUUCUUUCCUGCAGAUUUCAACUCUUUUUUUUUUCUGAAGUUUUGCUUGAAUAUGCCUCCAGAAACAGUGCACGGAGGAGUCAAAAAAGAAUUCUCAGUCCGCUUCCAUGACCAAUAUAGAGACUGGCUCAAUAGUCGCUACGAAAAAGAUGUAGAAGAUCCCAAACAAAAACAACAUCUUUCUGCAGCAAUUUUGAAGAAGAGGAAGGACAAGACUGAGGAUAUGCCCGCUGAGGAGGAUCGUGUGGUAACCGACUCUUCACCUCCCGUUCCAACAAUUCAUGGGUUCGAGAACGAGAUCAAGUCCCUGAAGCACUUCUUGUUGGAUCAAAAGGUUAAAAAGGAGUUCAAGAGUCUUGUGAUUGUCGGAGAGUAUGGUGUUGGGAAGACAGCAUUAUGCAAGAAGAUCUUCAAUGACAAAGAUGUGACGAGUGUUUAUGCCCCGAGGAUUUGGGUUUCCAUGGACAGAAAGAAGGGUCAAAACAACAGCCCUGAAAAGGAGAGACUUGAUGGGAAGAUAUAUGUGUUGAAGAAGAUCUUGACAGCUCUGGGAGUCAAAGAUUCGAUCCUCGAAACUAUCCGUAGAGAUGCUAAUAAUGAAGCUAAGGAGAAUCAGGAAAAUGCAAGCAAUCAACAAGCUGGAGAAAUUGAUAGAGAUACGGCGGAUGAGAAGGAGCUCUCUGCUCUGCUCUAUGCACUUCACUUGAGUCUGAGGUGGAAGAAGUAUCUGAUUGUCUUUGAUGAUGUGCGAGAAGAGGACCACUGGGACGAGAUUCUUCAGGACGACGAGGAGAAACUCAAGAAGGAGAAGAAAUGGGGAAAGUAUCUGUCAGAUGGAUUCCCUAAAGGAUCUGGUGGAAGAGUCAUAUACACGACCAGGAAUGAGGAUGAGAAGGAUGAGAAGGAUACUCUAGCAAAGAAGCUAGUUGCAGAGGAACAUGAGAUACAUCGUCUUUGGCCUCUGACCGAUACUGGGAGUGUCUGGAACAUAUAUGAAGAAGCCCUCAUAAAGAAUGGGGAAAAGCCUCCAAGGAAUGACAAGAAAUGCAUAGAUGAGCUGAUGAACAAGUCUCGUGGUCUUCCUUUAGCUGCUAGUCUGUUGGCUGAGCUUCUUCCCGUGUUUCUUGACGAUGAAAAAACUGAAGAGAACGAUUCUGAAACUCCCGAAUCAGACAGCAACACC
Messenger RNA from Camelina sativa (false flax), 1239 nucleotides. RefSeq names its product putative disease resistance protein At5g45490. The record is from RefSeq and is a predicted model, not a curated record. Gene Ontology annotation, molecular function: ADP binding. Lineage: Eukaryota; Viridiplantae; Streptophyta; Magnoliopsida; Brassicales; Brassicaceae.